GUAAAUUGCAUGGUGAAAAUAUCUUAAUAAAAUGAGUAACUUUAAGGUGUUCUUUAGUUUUUAUGCAUUUUUUAACCUCUUAAUGAUAUCUUCAUUCACCGGUUCAAGUUACUCAAUGUGUGAUAUUAAGGGAAUAUUCAACUUUGGGGAUUCAAAUUCAGAUACAGGUGGAUUUGAUUCAGCUUUUCCUGCACAGCCUGGUCCCUAUGGAAUGACUUAUUUCAAAAAGCCAGUUGGACGUUCAUCUGAUGGGAGGCUCAUUGUCGAUUUUUUAGCUGAGGCUCUUGGAUUGCCCUAUUUGAGUCCAUAUUUGCAAUCAAUUGGAUCAGAUUACACACAUGGUGCUAACUUUGCAACAUCAGCUUCCACUGUACUUUUACCAACUACUUCUUUCUUUGUAAGUGGACUUAGCCCUUUUGCCCUAACAAUACAACUAAGGCAAAUGGAACAAUUCAAAGCUAAGGUUCAUGAUUUUCAUAAAAGAGAUCCAUUGAAACCAUCUGGUUGUGAUUCAAGAAUCAACAUUCCUUCACCUGAUAUAUUUGGAAAAUCUAUUUACAUGUUCUAUAUUGGUCAAAAUGACUUCACUUCAAAAAUUGCAGCUACUGGUGGUAUUGGUGGAUUAAAGAACUCCCUUCCUGAAAUUGUCUUACAAAUUUCUUCUGCCAUUAAGGAGUUAUAUGCGCAAGGAGGACGUACGUUUAUGGUAUUAAAUCUUGGUCCCGUGGGAUGCUAUCCUGGAUAUUUGGUUGAGCUUCCUCAUAUUAAUUCCGACUUAGAUGAACAUGGAUGCAUGGUUUCUUACAACAAUGCUGUAGAUGAAUACAACAAAUUGUUGAAAGAGACAUUAACUCAAACUAGAGAAACUUUACCAGAUGCUUCUCUCAUUUAUGUGGAUACCAACUCAGCCCUAAUGGAACUCUUCCACCACCCUACAUCUUAUGGACUAAAGUACAGUACCAAAGCAUGUUGUGGUCAUGGAGGUGGAGAUUACAACUUUGAUCCUAAAGCUUUGUGUGGCAAUAUGCUUGCAAGUGCAUGUGAAGAUCCUCAAAGCUAUGUGAGUUGGGAUGGUAUCCAUUUCACAGAAGCUGCAAACAAGAUCAUUGCUAAGGCUAUUCUAAAUGGCUCUCUUUCUGAUCCUCCAUUUCCUCUUCAUAAAUUGUGUGAUCUUCAACCUAUUGAUUGAUCCAAUGCUUAUAAGGGUCUAUGUUUACCUUAUUUAACAAUAAUAAGUUUUAUAAAUUUCAA
Molecule: messenger RNA, 1251 nt
Organism: Lathyrus oleraceus (garden pea)
Lineage: Eukaryota; Viridiplantae; Streptophyta; Magnoliopsida; Fabales; Fabaceae
Product: GDSL esterase/lipase At4g01130
Exons: 5
Coding region: 32-1189 (385 amino acids)
Molecular function (GO): hydrolase activity, acting on ester bonds
Source: RefSeq, a predicted model, not a curated record